Messenger RNA from Misgurnus anguillicaudatus (oriental weatherfish), 3792 nucleotides. RefSeq names its product forkhead box F1 (gene foxf1). Gene Ontology annotation, biological process: regulation of transcription by RNA polymerase II; animal organ morphogenesis. Gene Ontology annotation, molecular function: DNA-binding transcription factor activity, RNA polymerase II-specific; RNA polymerase II cis-regulatory region sequence-specific DNA binding. The record is from RefSeq and is a predicted model, not a curated record. Gene Ontology annotation, cellular component: nucleus. NCBI's taxonomy places the organism in Eukaryota, Metazoa, Chordata, Actinopteri, Cypriniformes, Cobitidae.
UGAUGGAAACAGAUAAGUAAAAGCUCAAGUCCUCAAAGAAGAACCAGAAGACAGGAUCCGAAGCCGAAUGAAGCUCUUGCCCCGUCAGUGUUUCGUUUUAAGGUGGGUAGUACUAUCACAAGGGUAGUGCGCAAUACCAUUACGCAUAACAAAAGGAAGUCCAUCGAAGCACGAGUUAAUUUGUCUGUAAUGAGAGCAGCGUAAAUCGCAGUUUAUUUCGGAUUUUGUCUUGCGCGCGUGAAGAAUGACGGCUGAAGUGCAGCAGCCCUCCGUGCAGACUCCUGCCCACAGCAGCCCCAUGUCGGAGAAACCCCACGGACAGACGCCUGUGAUGGAAACCUCGUCUUCCUCCACCAACGCCAAAACCAAAAAGACGAAUGCUGGAAUUCGCCGCCCGGAAAAGCCUCCGUACUCCUAUAUUGCGCUCAUUGUAAUGGCCAUCCAGAGCUCUCCAACUAAACGACUGACGCUAAGCGAAAUUUACCAGUUUCUUCAGAGCCGCUUCCCGUUUUUCCGAGGUUCGUAUCAAGGUUGGAAAAACUCCGUACGUCACAAUUUGUCUCUAAACGAGUGCUUCAUUAAGUUACCGAAGGGUUUGGGCAGACCUGGAAAGGGUCACUACUGGACCAUCGACCCAGCCAGUGAGUUUAUGUUUGAGGAGGGAUCUUUCCGCAGGAGGCCGCGGGGAUUCAGGCGCAAAUGUCAGGCGCUCAAACCCUCCAUGUACAGCAUGAUGAACGGGCUGGGAUUUAAUCACAUACCCGAGUCCUACAACUUUCAGGGGGGCGGCGCAGGCCUGUCUUGUCCUCCAAACAGUUUAUCUUUGGAGAGUGGAAUUGGAAUGAUGAAUGGACAUUUGGCCAGCAAUAUGGAAGGAAUGGGCUUGGCAGGACACUCCAUGUCACAUCUGUCAACGAACAGUGGACAUUCCUACAUGGGGAGUUGCACAGGAUCCUCGGGGAGCGAGUACCCCCACCACGACAGCUCUGCAUCGCCGCUUCUCGCCAGCGGGGGAGUUAUGGAGCCCCAUCCCGUGUACUCCAGCACGGCCUCGACCUGGCCACCGACGCCCUCCACCUCUCUUAACAACGGCGGGUCUUAUAUUAAACAGCAGCCGCUCUCCCCGUGCAACCCCGGUGGAAACCCACUGCAACCCAGUUUACCUACUCACUCAUUGGAACAGUCUUACCUGCACCACAACGGCCAUGGUACCACCGACCUUCAAGGUAUUCAGCGCUAUCAUUCCCAGUCUCCGAGCAUGUGUGACAGAAAGGAGUUUGUCUUCUCUUUUAACGCCAUGACCUCUUCAGCGAUGCAUUCACCAGGGAGCAGCGCGUAUUACCACCAUCAGCAGGUCUCCUAUCAGGAUAUCAAACCCUGCGUGAUGUGACAGCAUUCUAACAUGCAGUACUCUGCUCAAGCACGCUCUUACAAUGAGCAAUAACAAAACCGUGGAGUGCUCUGUACAUGGGCUCCUGUGGAAAGGGACUUGGAUUUAAAAAAAAUGCUGUAAAUUACUAUUCAAAAGCUGACAAUGGAAGAAUUAUUUUAAAAAAUGACAAACAUAAAGGAGCACUCCAAGGAGGCCGGCUAGGUACUUCCAGAAAAGGCUAGGUGGAAAAACUACAGCCUCAAAUCUCUGCGAUGAGAAGAUCAAGGCCAGAGCAUCUGAUUUCCAACAGCUCGGUACUAAACUCUACUGGCGGAUGACCACCGCUCUCUGAGAUGCGAAGACGAGUUUAUUCAUGAUGAGAUGUUCAUGCAUUGUUGUUCACAAGGAGUUUUUUAAUAAAACAUUUCAUUUCACUAUAAGUUGGUGAAUACCAAAGUAAAAACGGGAAAUGAAGGCACUUUUAAACCCUAAUGCGCAACUUAUUUAUUCUGUUGUCUAAUUGUUAUCUUUUAGGCUACAGUUACAGCCACAGUAUUGAUCGCAUUAUUGGCAAUAUUUGCCCAAUGUAACAUGAAGAUUUAUUAUAAGCACUGCUAGUUAUUUUGAUUGUGUUUACUUAGUUGUACAUAUCCAUAUUGACACGUCUUAUUCAUCAAGCACUGUAUAAACUGUAUAUGGGUAGGAAAUAUCUUAUAGUAGUUUUUUUUCUGUUCCAAUGGCUUUAAAUAUUAUGUAACACGUUUACGAAAAUUAAAAAGUAACAUGGCAUUGAGUUUGCAAAAGUUUUUCAAACAUUAUUUUCUAAAGAAGACGGGUGUUUGUGGAUUUGAUCAUUAGAUUACACAUAGUUUUCUCUUUUAAUCAUUUAAAGCGUUAUUCGGCAAACCAUUACCUAAACAAACGUGACCACGAUUUAACAGAACGAAGAAUAACAAAUAAAUAAAGAAACGAAAUUAUAGUUAACAUUGGUCAGUUAUAAGAAGCAUUUACUGUAAAUGCAAAAUUGUGAAAAGCGCUUUAGAAUUAAGUUUCGAAUGAAAUUGAAUUUAAUAAGGAUUUUCUUAUUAUUAUUAUUGCCUUGCAUUCGUUGUCAUUAAUAUUUCGGUCUCCUGCAGAGACUUCACAUAUAAGACGCUUUCUUUUUAUUGUCAGCCGCAGUGUAAACUGUUAGAACAAUGUUUGCAUAUAUUAUAAAAAAAAUAAACACUACCGCACCUUACACAAAUGAAAUAUCACGAGAACAUUGAUUUCAGGCAUUCCAGCUGCUCAUAUUUAAUGUGUAAGCGGCCAAGAUGUGAUUGGAGACUGAUCAAAAGAAUCCUUCAAGAGAGAACAAAUGGUGCUAAAGAGUGACUGCAGUGAUGUUCUGACUAACAUUCCGUAUUAGAAAUUUCGUGAUUAGAUGUGCACAAAAGAAAGAUAUUAAAGCUGAAGAAUCACUUAUAUUUUUAUAUACUAUAUUAAUGUGACAAAUAUAUUAGGUCAAACUGUAGUAAAUAUAAUCACAUAUAAGGAAUAAUACUGACGUGUUUAUGUUUGUAUGUGAAACUAUAUUGCCGAGAAAAUGUGUAAAAGCUUUAAAUAUACCACCUGUAUGAUUCUGUAAUGAAAAAAAAAACGGGUCGUAUUCUACACGUUUAUUGAUUUAACGGAAAUAACAGAAAAUUGUUUCGAUUGGGGUAUUUAUUCUGAUUUAUUGUACAAAGGUUUUGCUACAUAAAAUGUAAUUACACUGGGGAACUAGUAGACUCUAAGAGUUGUUAUUUUUACAACAAUAUAUAUCGGAUAAAAAAAAUGUUUGAAUCAUAACUAUUUACUCAAUCAAGUAGGUUCAGCUAUAUUGGGCUUAAAUUAGAAAACAUAUGGUCAAAAUACGUAUUGGCCGAGCAUCCUCAAGGAUCCGCAGUGCCGUGACCAUGAACCGAACUCAAUCCGACUCUCACUUGCAUAUUCAAAGGACCAGUAAGCUCAGGGGCCACACAUAAACACACAAUGGAGCCUAUAGCAAAAUAAUGUUGACCCACACCUUUAAGCUCAGCCAAAAAUCGCAGUUACUUAAAAAGCUACUGGCGGACACAUCAUAUCUUCCAAAAUAUUCUCAAAGCUGCUCUAUUCUAAAACCUAUAGAAGCGGUCUAAAGACGGUCGAAUAACCAUUUUGUCUGAAUUGUUCCAUAAGGAACCUUUAACGUCUUAAGAAACUUUCUCUUUCACAAAAGGUUAUUAAAAAUUAGAGAAAGAAAUGGUUCUUCUAAAAAUCUUUGACUGAAGGGUUCUCUGAUUAACAACAACAACAAAUGCUCACAUAUGACAUCGCUGUAGAGAACGUCAAAGCAACGUUCUGUUACUGUUUAUAUUUCAAAACAAUUUAACAAUUUAAUAAACAUUCAUGUCGGUAAA